Molecule: messenger RNA, 4699 nt
Organism: Aplysia californica (California sea hare)
Lineage: Eukaryota; Metazoa; Mollusca; Gastropoda; Aplysiida; Aplysiidae
Product: proto-oncogene tyrosine-protein kinase ROS
Molecular function (GO): protein binding
Source: RefSeq, a predicted model, not a curated record
GACGUAAACGUGACUGGUCAUCGGAGCCCUAGUCAAGACGAGAUGAGGAACUGCAUACAAGGCUGCAUCUUUGCUCUUGACGAAUAUGCUGGCAUGGUGAAAAGUCAGCUUUCGGUCCUGGACAUUCCUGGUGCCUCUGGUCUCCUGGAUAAGCCAGACCUGGUGCGCUCUUCUUUACGUUAUUCCUCCUUGACCUUGAAAUGGCACACGCCCAUCCUGGAGAACGUGACCUAUAAAGUUCACAAAAAGUUGGUUGACGUGGACAGUGGCUGGCAUUUACACGCGGACACUCGGUUCCGGCAGGACGGGAGGAUAGAACUCAGCAAGCUCCGACCUUAUGUGACUUACAAGUUCAAGGUUUUGGCGAUACUGUCUUCUCUACCUGAGCACAUUCUGGAGUCUCAGGAAACUGUUCAGAUCACCACAAAGGCCCAUGGAGCACCCACCACCGCGCCACAGAUCACCUCCCUGACCACGCCCUCUCCCAGGGUAAUCUCUUUGACCUGGCGCCCACCAGUCUUCACCAAUGGUCAGUUGCUCAGCUAUCGCAUCUACGUCCAGGCAGUUGAUCACCCAGUGGUAAAGCCAACUACUCUUGAGGUGCAAUGGAACGCCAGCUCGUGGCUACUGAGCCAGCUGUUGUCCUCCCAACGUUACGUCAUCUCGCUGUCCGCCUGGAACGCCGAGGGCGAGGGACCAAAGACCAGUCGCACCAUCAGCACACCCAACCCGGGCAACUUGUCAGCGCACGAGACGCCCUAUUUAAUUUUAGGAACCGGAAAUCAGAUUGUGAAGCGGAACAUCCUGGACGUAAUCCAGUACGCUACGGAGUAUUCGGAUGAGCUCUACUCCAACCCAGACCCUAACGAGUACAUACGAGCUUUCUGUAUUACGUCAUCAAUGGCGAAGGUCAAGGUUUGUACCGUAUCGACCUCGGAGAUAUCUCUCACAAGUGGACCUCUUCAUCGACGUCCCUCCCUUCGUCCGCCACAAAUACGCCAAAAGCCGAACUGAUUGUGGCGAUGAGCGAUCUCCGAACCCACGUCAUUGACUUUGACAACGUGCACCUGUACCUCGUGAACAGCUCAGCUCGUACCAUGCAAGCAGCGUUCCUCGAUGGCUCCAACAUGAGACCCUUCCACGAGGACACGGUCAACUCUGCCUUCAGUGAUGUGUCCAGCAUUGCCUUCUACAACCAGACCUUCAUCUGGACGAAUGGUAGCAAGAUGUACGUGGAGGAGUACGAGUCUCACUACAAGAAAUACAUGCACAACGAGCUGCUGUUCUUCACGCCUCCAUACAUGGGACUCAAUGUGUACCACCCGAGCGCCCAGCCCACACCAGUUCCUUCCAGUGCUCCCGACAAGGUGGAGGCACUGUUUACGCACAAGUUGGCCUACAUACGAUGGAAGCCACCGCCGCGCCUGCAAUACCAAGGUUUUGGAGCCUGGAACAAUUGGACGUAUGAGUUACAACUAGCCCUGUCACAUGACGGCCACAGUGUUGUGGGCGACGUCCAGGAGUACAGCAUCGCUGACCUCAGCCUGUCCGUGUCUGGUCUGAAGGCAGACUCAAUCUACGUCAUCAAGGUGCGAGCGAGGUCAGAAGCGGGAUUCGGGCCCUGGUCCGAGAACUUCGUUGGCCGGACUCUGAAAAAAGACGGGUUAAGCAUCCUGAUGGCUGUGGCAGGAGGCAGUAUUGUCCAGCGGAACAUCAGUGAAGACUCACACACCACGGUAGUCAACUUCUUCUCUGAUGCUAUGGACCUGGCUUGGUAUGAGGACCUGGUCAUGUGGGUCACACAGGAUGGAACCCUAUCCCUUUACAAUCGGACAAGCCAUCUACGGAGACAGCUGGUGGCUGCAGAAGGGGCCUAUUGCCUGGCCUAUGAUUGGUUGGGUCACAAAGUAUACUGGUCGGAGCCAAGCCAAGGAGUGAUCCGGCGCUCCGACGUGCAAGGGCUGGGCGUGGAGUACAUCCGGCAGACCUCAGCUCGCGAUAUGGUCAUCGACUCUGUGGCUGGCCGCCUGUACUGGGCCACGCAGCACUCUGUGGACACGUGCUGGCUCAACGGGGAUGACCACAGGCAGCUGUUCUCUCUGCCUUACUUUAGUGGACGAUUUGUCAUCAGUUUGACUUUGGACCUGGACGCAGGGAAGGUUCUGUGGUACGUGAAGGGCUACGACACACAGAGUGUGUAUGCCGCAGACCUGUCUCCACCUCGGCCCGGCCAGAGUCCUACAUUUGAACACUUGGGAGACUUCAGCAGCAUUUCCAGCACGUCCGGCCUGCAGUAUUUCUCACAGCGCCUGUUCUGGCUGACCCAGCAGCGCAGUUUAGUGGUGGGAGACCUCAGCUGUAACUACACGUCCGCCGUCAGCUUCUACUCCAACGUCACCAGCUUCAGCGUGGUACACCCGGCCCUGCACAACUACCCAGCUGAGAUGAACAAAGAAGACGUGCAUGUCAUUCCAAACCCAAUCCGUUCCAAAGAUAUCCGCACGGAAGGAAACUUUUCAAACUUCAACCUGACCUGGCCCAGGUCCAGCGAAGUAACACACGGAACGGUUUUCUACAAAGUUUUCGUCGUGGUUGGGAGCAACAACAAACAUUUUACCACAGCUAACCAGUGGAAUGAGAUCGAUGGCCUGUCUCCAUACACUCUUCUAGAAGUCUCCAUACAGCCGUACACCUACUGGGGCUAUGCCGAGCCCACGACAGUCUCAGUCAGGUCGCCAAUGUCCAUCCCCACAGCACCGUUGUCGCCGGAGGUGUACGUGAACCACCACAAGAACGCCUCCACCUCACAGCAGUCUCUGGCCGCCGACUUCCACUGGAUGAGUCCACAGCACACCAACGGCAUCAUCAGCUACCACCUGGUCACCUACUGGAUGGGCGACGGGCCUGCUGGGGAGAGGACCACCGUCAGGGUCAAGGGCACCGGCCAGCACUACAUCCUGUCCCCUCUAGUCAAGUCCCAGACUUAUCAUUUCAAGGUGGUGGCCUGUACCAUGGCUGGAUGUGGACCAGAAUCCGUCACUAAGACCAUUGUAACAGAUGCUGGUAGAUUUGAAAGGCAAUGGCCGAGAUGUAACCAUCGACUGGAUCAGUAGAACUCUGUACACAGUGGAGAACGCCAGCCCAAACCGCAGCAAUGUGAUGCAGUUCAACAUGGACCACGGUGGCUACAGUCUUCUCGUGUCCAGGCCCGAACACAUCGGCAGCGUCAUCGCUGACCCCUACAACAGCGCAAUACUGUGGACGGAAAGAAGUGCCACGACAGGUCAAGGUCAAAUCAUGUCGGCCGACACGAGCACGGGUAAGGUGGAGGUUGUGCUCGGAGCGGGAAGCAGCCGGGUUCGUCGCAGCAGUAGCAGCUCCUCAUGCUCGUGCUCGAGCGCCCUCGACGUGGCCCCAGUCAUCGCCAUGAGUUACAAGCGACCCGACGGCGCCACAGAGAUCGUUUUCGCUGAUAAGAUAUCUGGCUCCAUCUACACCUCCGACAUCAGCGGCUGUCACUGUAGCCUUGUCUUUGAGCCCACAGCCCGUAUGAGAUAUGGUUUGCCACCAGAUCUGCUGGCCGUUGAUCACAAGCGAGUCACGUGGUACAACACGACAGAAGGACGGCUGUACAGCAUCAGCAAAAGCUCCGGACAAGGUCUCAUCGUCCAGGAUCUACCCGGGGUGCAGGAUAUCUUGGCCUACGGAUCACAUCUGCAGCCGUUACCAGACUCAGGAUGCCUGGAUCCCGGAGCCUACAACUCAACAGUAGAGACUGUGAGCAUCAACACGACGGCCAUCCACCUCCGCCUGUCUGCUCCGAUACGGCCGGCCGCCUGUGGGGGGAUCAGUGCCCCCGUGGACAAGUACACCGUCUACUACAAGAAGGUGGAGCCACACAAAGCUGGAGCCAGCCCCCAGGACUGCCAAAGCUCUGUGGAGUUGUGUCAGAUUCAGGAAGUUUACAGUACCACGGUUCACUUGACAAAGCUAGAACCAUACACAAAGUACCUGAUCCAGGUAGCUGUGAGCAACUAUUACACUCAGUAUUUGUCCAAGGCCAUGAGUGAACCUCUUAUCUUCACAACGAAAUUCGGAGUUCCUGACAAAGCCCGGGAUGUCAUAGUGACCCCAUUGACCCCCGAGAGAAUCCAGGUAAAAUGGCUGCCCCCUCACAAAUUCAACGGGCCUCCGGAACAUGUGAGCUACGUGGUGCAGUUCUCCACGGUGACGUCAGAGGGCCAUGUACAGCGGGAGACGGAGAAUGUCACCCUCAUGGCCAUGGACAUCCACAAGGGCUGGAUGCAGACCAUGCUGUCGGGGCUUGAGCCUGAUCAUCUCUACACCAUCAAGAGUUUUCCACCCUGACCAGCCUCUUGCGCCUACCGUGGCACAACUCAAGAACGGCGCCUACGAGGUGAGAUGGGAGGAGCCAGAAGACAACGGAGCACCAAUCAAUUACUACAUUUUGGAGUACAAGAACAUCGAGAUCGGCAAGUGGCUGACGGCGUACAACGGCUCUGUGGAGAGGUGGCUUGUGGAGACAUCCCGCCUGGAGCGGGGAAAGUCGUACGUGUUCCGGGUGUCUGCCGCCAACUCUCAGGGCAUGGGCUCCUUCAGUGUCAAUAGCUCCGUCUUUUUGGCCUCUUAUGUUUUCCGUGGGAUAAUGGAACUUAGUGCAGAAGUACAUGGACAUUGA